UUGCGCUUUGCUCGCCCCUUGCGGGCCAUCCCUCGCGCUCUGCCUCCGGUCAAUUUCAUUACCCUGCAUUAUGCAUACUUUAUGUUCACCUGUCUACUGGCUGCGGUCAUUUUCUGGGCUUCCUCUACCGCUACUCAUGUUGAUUUUACUGAUGCCUUGUUCCUUUGCGUCAGUGCCAUGACCGAAGCCGAACUUAAUACAUGGCAACAAUUCAUGCUUUUCGUCCUCAUCUUCAUGGGCUCCGCCAUCUUUGUAUCCAAUUUCGUCCUUCAGGUCAGAAGGAAAGCAUUCGAACGAAAGUUCAUAAGUGUCAUCGAAAACAGAGCUCGGAAACAGCGACGUGUUUCUCUACGAGGCUCCACUUUCUCAAUGUCCAGGCUUUCGAUAAGCAGAUCUCGAGAGAACCAAAAUCCAAAUCUGGGACUGGACAAACGACCUCGCUCAGCAGACGUGAAUGAGGCUCAGACUCCUGUCAGAAGGGGUCGUGCUUCGCUCAGCAAAACUUCCCUUCGUCUGGAUACGAGCAAGGACACGGAUGGAACCAGUGAUGAUCUGCGUGCUGCUGAAGAUAGACUGAAUGAUGCCACCUCCCCUGAUCGUAUCACUUUCAGUCCUGAGACUGUGUUCCGCUCACAGAAGACCCAAGAAGAUCAAACAUCGCCCACGAAGCCAAGACAACGCAUGUUCUCGGUCUCUGGUGUCGGAGCUCGAUCUGAAGCCAGCCUUCAUCGUGUCACGUCUAUAUCGCACACUUCCAUUGCUGAGGAAGCGCCUGCAGGCAACAAAUCUACCGCCGAUUAUUUCCCGUCUGCUGGUUACAUCUCUCGCAACUCAACAUUCCACAACCUGACCGAAGCUGAACGACAACACCUUGGUGGUGUGGAAUACAAGGCGCUGUUAUGGCUCUCGUGGAUCGUUCCCUUGUACCUUGUCCUCUGGCAACUAUUUGGAGCUAUAGGCUGUGCUGCGUGGGUUGCAUACAAUCGUCCGGGGACAGCUCGAGCUAACGGUCUCAAUCCAUGGUGGGUAGGAGCUUUCAACGCGGUUUCUGCCUUUAACAACUCUGGUAUGAGCUUGCUUGAUGCCAACAUGAUAGCCUUCCAGACCUCGUACUACCUUCUACUAACUAUGGGCUUGUUGAUUCUUGCCGGAAAUACAUGCUACCCGAUCUUCCUACGAUUGAUCGUCUGGACAAUCUAUAAACUCUUGCCCAAGAGAGCCAGGUUUGACGACCAUCGAAACACCUUGCGUUUCUUACUCGAUCAUCCACGUCGCUGCUACACCAAUCUCUUCCCGUCAGAGCAUACCUGGUGGCUUGCCUUUGCCGUCUUUGCGCUCAACGGUGUAGACUGGGCUGCUUUUGAGAUUCUGAACAUUGGCAACCGCGUACUCAAUGCGACCAUUCCCGUCCAUAUUCGUGUCGUCGAUGGUCUCUUCCAAGCCUUUGCCGUUCGCUCCGGAGGCUUCUACGUGGUCGCUAUUCCCACGGUUCGCAUCUCGCUCCAGGUCCUAUAUGUCAUCAUGAUGUAUAUCUCCGUAUACCCUGUGGUCAUCACAAUGCGCAACAGCAACGUCUACGAAGAGCGAAGUCUGGGCGUCUACGACGAGAACGACCCAGAUAAUUUGUCUGAAGCCUCCAAAGAUCCCAACAGCAUCUACAGCAAGUUCCGCGGCGUCAAGAAACAAUUCGCAACCGGAUUCGGUGGGUUGAGCGAAGGCAAGAGCUACUUUNUACAGCAGCAAUUGCGAGCGCAACUUGCCCAUGAUGCUUGGUGGAUUGUGUUUGCUGUUUUCCUCAUCAUGAUUAUCGAAGGUGGACAAUUCGAACGUGACCCGAAUACGUUCUCCGUCUUCAAUGUCAUUUUCGAAGUAGUGUCGGGCUACGGUACAGUGGGCAUAAGUGUUGGUGUCCCUGACAAUGCAUACUCGUUUUGUGGCUCGUGGCAUAAAUUGAGUAAGCUGAUUCUCUGUGCUGUUAUGCUGAGAGGACGGCAUAGAGGUUUGCCCAUUGCUAUCGACCGUGCAGUACUCUUGCCUGAUGAGAGACAAGAUCUAGCUGAAGAGGAAGAUGCUGCUAUCAGGAUGGAGAGGGCAGUCAGCAGACACACUGUAAAUGGCGACGUGGCUUGA
Molecule: messenger RNA, 2130 nt
Organism: Aureobasidium vineae
Lineage: Eukaryota; Fungi; Ascomycota; Dothideomycetes; Dothideales; Saccotheciaceae
Source: the annotation of a GenBank genome assembly